Pogoniulus pusillus (Red-fronted tinkerbird) is the source of this 2582-nucleotide messenger RNA. RefSeq names its product hyaluronan synthase 3 (gene HAS3). Gene Ontology annotation, cellular component: plasma membrane. Gene Ontology annotation, biological process: extracellular matrix assembly; hyaluronan biosynthetic process. NCBI's taxonomy places the organism in Eukaryota, Metazoa, Chordata, Aves, Piciformes, Lybiidae. The record is from RefSeq and is a predicted model, not a curated record. The coding region runs from base 34 to 1680 and encodes 548 amino acids. Gene Ontology annotation, molecular function: hyaluronan synthase activity. The transcript is spliced from 4 exons.
GCCGGAGUGAGCGGCGGCACCGGCACCACCACGAUGCCAGUGAGCCUCUCCACGGCCCUGCGUGUGGUCGGGACCAGCCUCUUUGCCCUAGCAGUGCUGGGGGGCAUCCUUGCUGCCUACGUCACCGGGUACCAGUUCAUCCACACAGAGAAACACUACCUCUCCUUCGGGCUCUACGGGGCCAUCCUGGGGCUUCACCUCUUCAUCCAGAGUGUCUUUGCCUUCUUGGAGCACCGGCGCAUGAGGGGCGAGGGGCAGCCGGUGCGGCCGGGGCGCUCGGUGGCCCUCUGCAUCGCUGCCUACCAGGAGGAUCCCGACUAUCUGAAGAAGUGCCUCCUGUCUGUCAAGCGCAUCGCCUUCCCCGAUCUCAAAGUGGUGAUGGUGGUGGAUGGCAAUGGCCCCGACGACACCUACAUGCUGGACAUCUUCCACGAUGUGAUGGGCUCUGAGCGCUCUGGCAGCUACAUCUGGAGGAGCAACUUCCAUGCAUGGGGCGAAGGGGAGACGGAGGCCGGGCUGCGGGAAGGGCUGGCCUCUGUCCAGGAGCUGGUUCGUGGCACCACCUACUCCUGCAUCCUACAGAAGUGGGGUGGGAAGCGUGAAGUCAUGUACACGGCAUUCCGGGCGCUUGGAGACUCCGUGGACUACAUCCAGGUGUGUGACUCAGACACAGUGCUGGACCCCGCCUGCACCACUGAGAUGCUCCGAAUCCUGGAGGCAGACCCCCGCGUUGGUGGCGUUGGUGGAGAUGUCCAGAUCCUGAACAAGUACGACUCGUGGAUCUCCUUCCUGAGCAGUGUGCGGUACUGGAUGGCCUUCAACGUGGAGCGUGCCUGCCAGUCCUACUUCGGCUGCGUGCAGUGCAUCAGCGGACCCCUGGGCAUGUACCGCAAUGCGCUGCUGCAGCAGUUCCUUGAGGACUGGUACCACCAGACCUUCCUGGGCAGCAAGUGCAGCUUUGGGGAUGACCGGCACCUCACCAACCGCGUGCUGAGCCUGGGCUACCAAACCAAGUACACCGCUCGCUCCAAGUGCCUGACGGAGACACCCACCCGCUACCUGCGCUGGCUCAACCAGCAGACCCGCUGGAGCAAGUCCUACUUCCGUGAGUGGCUCUACAACGCCCUGUGGUUCCACAAGCAUCACCUCUGGAUGACCUACGAGUCAGUGAUCACUGGCUUUUUCCCCUUCUUCCUCAUUGCCACUGUCAUCCAGCUGUUCUACCGUGGCCGCAUCUGGAACAUCCUCCUCUUCCUCCUGACGGUGCAACUGGUUGGCAUCAUCAAAGCCACCUAUGCUUGCUUCCUGCGAGGCAGCGUCGAGAUGAUCUUUAUGUCCCUCUAUGCCCUUCUCUAUAUGUCCAGCCUCCUCCCUGCCAAGAUCUUUGCCAUUGCAACCAUCAACAAGUCAGGCUGGGGCACCUCAGGGCGCCGGACCAUCGUGGUGAACUUUGUGGGGCUGCUGCCAGUGUCGGUGUGGGUGGCAGUGCUGCUGGGCGGGCUGGCCUACACCGCCUACAGCCAGGACCUCUUCAGUGAGACUGAGGUGGCCUUCCUUGUGGCAGGAGCCAUCCUCUAUGCCUGCUACUGGGUGGCCCUGUUCACCCUCUACCUGGCCAUUGUCGCUCGGCGCUGUGGCAAGCGGCAAGAGCAGUGUGGGCUGGCCUUUGCCGAGGUGUGACCGUGGUGAGCACUGGGGUGACUGCUGGUCCCCUCCCUGCCAGUGCUGGGCAGCGCUGAGCGCUCCCUCCGCAGCCUUUCUGCUCAAGUCUUGCUCUUUGUUCUUUUGGUUUGUUUUAUUCUUUUUCCUUCUGUAAAAAGCAGGGAGAGGCCGAGCCGGGCUGGGCACAACUGCAGUGGUGCCUCUGUGCCAUAUCAGUGUGCUGUGUGGAGCACUGCUGGCUGUGCUCCUCCCACCCCACCUAGAUCCUUCUGCCCUUUGGUGCUUUUUAGGGGGCCUUCCUGGUGUCCCCUUUCAUCAUGGUGCUACGGCAAAACAGCCUCCACAUGGCACCGGUGUCAGCACCGCUGGCUGGUGCUGCCCAUCUCUGCCCUAUGGUUCUUGUAUGUGCAGGCACGUACCCAGUGGGGGGCACGUCCCCUCCUCCCCCACCCCAAACAGCUCUCUCCUCCUUUUAGAGAGGUCUGGCUGCCCCAGGAGGGCACCAACUCCCUUCAGCUUUGCCAAAGAGCCAAGGGAGGGGACCCUAACACGUGGAAACCAGGGCCAAAUCAUGGCCCCAUCAUCCCAAUGCCGCUGAGAUGCCAGAUCUGGGGCUCAGUCAUGUAGACGAGGGCGGGGAAAAAACAGUUCCCACCUUUCCCUUCCCUGGGAAGGUCCCUCUGGGCCCUCUUUUUCUGUUUCAGGGCUUGAAAUCUUUUUACACUCAAGCUUUUAGCUUGUUUUGUUUAAUUUAAUACAAUUUUUUUUAGGAGACUUUUGUAGCUCUUUGGUACUCAUUGCUGAUGGUUUGUAAAUCUAUUUAUUUUUUAACCUGGGGGGGUGGUGUUGUUUUCUUAUUUUGAAAAGUCUGUUUUUAUAUCCUGGGGGAUUUAGCAAAAUAAAUAAUUGCACAGAGAAAA